Enterobius vermicularis (human pinworm) is the source of this 726-nucleotide messenger RNA. Lineage: Eukaryota; Metazoa; Nematoda; Chromadorea; Rhabditida; Oxyuridae. The record is from the annotation of a GenBank genome assembly.
AUGGCUAACCUCUUACUCUUCGAACCAAUUUCCUGCACCUACACAUACAUUAUUGGAUGUCGUGCAACUAAUAAUGCUGUAAUCAUCGAUCCUGUUCUUGAAACAUACAAAAGAGACGCCCAGCUUUUGCACGAACUUGGUUUGGAGCCACUUUUUGUCCUAGAUACGCAUGUUCAUGCUGAUCACUAUACAGGAGCUGGACGUCUAAAGACUGUUUUUCCAAAAUUAAAAUCUGUUAUCUCAAAAAAUAGUGGAGCUGAAGCAAAUGUGUACGUUGACGAUGGCGAAGUUGUUAAAUUUGGUCAGGGAGAGAUCGAAGUACGGCUCACACCUGGCCACACUAAUGGCUGUGCUACGUUUGUAGCACACAAACUCAGGAAAGCUUUCACAGGUGAUGCUCUACUUUUCCGUGGUUGUGGCCGAACGGACUUCCAAGAAGGAAAUUCCCGAUUAUUGUACGAAUCCGUCCAUGGUAAAAUUCUUAGCUUACCCGAUGACUAUGCACUACACCCAGGACACGAUUACAAAGGUCACUUGCACACCACAGUUGGUGAAGAGAAGAAAUACAACUUGCGGCUAACAAAAAAAUUGGAAGACUUUGUUGUUCUCAUGGACAACCUAAAUCUUGCUCCACCAAAAAUGAUAGGUAAUGCGGUCCCUGUAAACAAAGCCGGAGGAUCUUUGGAAGUGUUGAGCGAAAUCGAUAAAUCUCGAGCUAAUAAUUAA